This is a messenger RNA of Doryrhamphus excisus (bluestripe pipefish), 543 nucleotides long. It is a transcript of the gene pmch, whose product is annotated as pro-melanin-concentrating hormone. Gene Ontology annotation, biological process: chemical synaptic transmission. The record is from RefSeq and is a predicted model, not a curated record. Gene Ontology annotation, molecular function: melanin-concentrating hormone activity. NCBI's taxonomy places the organism in Eukaryota, Metazoa, Chordata, Actinopteri, Syngnathiformes, Syngnathidae.
CCAAAUAGAUCCAUUCAGCUUGUCACCUCUGUGGUGACCUUCAUCCUUGAAGAGGACACAUCCCUUGGUGUUCUUUUCAUACCCGACUAUAAGAACGGCGGCGAGCGCCAGCAGGUAAAUGACCAUCAUGUCUGUCCACUGCGUCCUCCUCACUCUGCUGCUCUUCUCCAGCCUGAGCAGACACCUGGCCGCCACACCGCAGAGUCAACGAGCGGAGGAUGGCACCACCGUGGAGAGAGAUGGCCUGGUGGGUCCGCUGAUUCUGGAUGACGUGGCGGGCUUCAGGAGGAACGUGGUGUGGGAUGAUGUCAAGGAUGACGAUGGGGUGUCCAAAUUUGCUCUUUUGGCUGACACCAGGCGAAGAGCAGCACGCUUUCAGGGCAUAAAUCCUACAUCGGAGCGCAGCUGGAGCCGUGCUGCCGUGGACAACAUGAAGGUGGACCGCCGGGACACGGACAUCGAGGUGUUGCGGUGCAUGGUGGGACGAGUGUAUCGACCCUGUUGGGGGACAUAAAAUCCUCCACCAGAAAGCCACCCCAGUGU